AUGCUGACAACAAAGACACACGCGCGCGCGCGCGUGCGCGAUUCUCGCUCUCCGUUCCGUUGCUUGUUGUGUCCAGAUCCCAAGGGCUACCUCCCGAUCCAGCGAGCUGCCGCUAACGGGCUGACGGCCGCGCUAAGAGAGCUGCUCAGCACCAGCAGCACCACCAUCAACAAGAGAAGAAAAAGAGGGAUCGGCAAGAUCGACCUCGAUGCGACGGUGCCACAGAGCGGGAAGACGAUGCUUCUAGGGGCCGGAGCUAGCGCCUCCCUGGCGGAUAGGAGAGGCUGGACUGCCCUCCACUUCGCCUCGUGGAAAGGGCAUCUUCGUGUUGUUUGGGAGUUGCUGGGAGCGGGGGUGCAUUCGGCGCCGCUCUCGGACAAGCUGUGGACGCCGUUGCUGGCAGCGGCGUUGGGGGGGCACUCGGUGAUUGUGCGGCAGCUUAUCGGGGCCGGGGCAAGCGUGUCGGAGAGGACGUCGAAAGGCUGGAAUGCCCUGCACAUGGCGUCGCAAGCGGGACACACCGACGUGGUGCGAGCGUUGCUGGUGGCCGGCGCCGACGUGGACACCGUGGGGGACAAGGGUUGGACGGCUCUCAUGACGGCGGCCGCGGAUGGAAACGGGGAGAUUGUCAGAGAGCUGCUCGACAUGGGGGCGGAUUUCGACGUCCGCAACGACAAGGGGUGCACAGCGCUUAUCAUGGCCUCCCGCAACGGCUUCGCAGACGUGGUUCGGAGCCUCCUCGAGGUCGGGGCCGACACGACCGCCAAGAUGACUGGCGGCUGGACGGCUCUCUCGGCGGCGUGCGCGGGGGGGCACGACCUGACGGCCAAGUACCUGCUCCGGGCGGGGGCGGACCCCAACGAGCAGGACGAUCUGGGCCGCACCCUACUCCACGACGCGGCGGAGGACUGCCGCUGGGACGUCGUCAGAGAGCUCCUGCGGGCGGGAGCGGACCCCAACGUCGUGACGAACGCGGGGGAGACGCCGUUGUCUUUGGCCGGGCUGGGCGGAAGCUUCGAGGUCAUGAGGGAGCUGCUGCAGGCGGGGGCGGAGCCUCUAGCCGCAGCUCCGAGGGCGGCGGCGAUGACCCCGCGCAUGCCGGCGAAGGGCGUCUCGCCCUCGACCAAUUCAACCAUCAGCACAGCUAGUUCAUCCGAGAAAUGGAGGGACUACCGCUUUAAGGCAGAAGCGGCGGCGUCGGGGGUGUGUCCGUCAGGCACGGAGCAAUCUCCCGGCGAACACACGACGCAGCUGCUGCACCUGGGCGCGAAGCAGGGCAAGCACCACCCGUUGCUCCUCGAGCUGCGGCGCAACACCGCCCCCCCGGAGUUCCCGGGAGCGAGGCGGUAUCUGGACAUCACCACUCCGACGUCCAGGCGGAGAGAGAGGGGAUCGACCAGCGGCGGCUCUGGUAGGGGGCCGGGAUGGUUGAUGCAUAGCGCGUCGGCGUAGUAUGCAUAGCUCAGCUCUGUCGUUUAGUUACCGUCGAUGGCACGGAGGAUUGCGGUGCCGAAACACUCCUCUGCAGGAGCGCCACGGCGGGUUGCAACGCGGUCGUUCGCAGGGCAGGCAGAGAUCCCCCGACACCGUUGCGUGUUGAUGGUGUUUGAGGGGGCACAGAGCCACCACCACGUCGUCACGGAUUGCUCUUCUUCCCGAUUGUAGUAUACAACGUGUGGUAACAUAUAUCCCUACUGUCUUUAUUGACACGUGGCAGCAAGAGAGGGAGAGGCGGAGGUGCUUUGCGUAUGUAUAUAUGGCAAUUUGUCGGUGGUAUAGUUUAGGGGAGGCACUCGUUACUAUUGUUGUGGAAAUCGUGCUCUUUCGAUGAACGGCGGCCCGCGGUGCGGAGACGUGUUGUAUGGAGGCGGCGUCGUUAUGGAAUUUAUUUCGCGUCUUCUGGCAACAGCCGUGGCCCCACAGAGUAUGGAACGGAAUCACUCAUUCAUUGUAAUUGCACGUGUUGUGUAUACUGGCGUGUUCCACGGUUUAUUCCCGGAUUUCCUUGUUAUGUCGCGGUCGCCGGUGACGGGAUCGAUCGUCGUCAGCGGCGUUAGAGGUAGGUACUGCUGUGCUUGCUGGGAAUUGGGCCAUUUGGCCACCGAUCAUGGGUGAGGGUAUUGUCUAUUGCUUGUUGCGUAGUUCGCAGCAAACAUAGCGAGUGCUUGAUACGUUCAGCAGUUGUACGGGCCACACCACUUUAUACAUACGUCGAGUGGUACUAAGUUAUUUAGUGCGCCAUUAAGAAGGCAAAAAAAAAGACAAAAUGAAGACCAUGAAUAUGAC
Messenger RNA from Ectocarpus sp. CCAP 1310/34, 2286 nucleotides. Lineage: Eukaryota; Phaeophyceae; Ectocarpales; Ectocarpaceae. The record is from the annotation of a GenBank genome assembly.